AUGCGUGGCUCCAUCGCUGCUCCCGUCGUUCUUGCCGCUCUUGCCGUCGCUCCCGCUCUUGCCCAUCCCACCGCCAGGACUGUAUCUGAACCUGUGGCUCGCAGCGAUGGUGAUUUGUCGUCAUACAUGCGUCGCGAGGACGCCCUAUUCGCUCGGGCAUUAGAGGAGGAGCUCCAAGCGCGGAGUCUUCUCCGUGAUAGUCAAAAGUUCAUUGUAGGCUUGCUCAAGCGUGAGGAGGAUGAUCGGCUCCUGGCGCGCGACUUCGACGAAGACAUGGCGGGAGCCUAUCUGGGUUACGAGGCUGCUCACCAUUAUUUGGACCGCAGGGAGAUAGAAGAGGAGCUCCAGGCGCGGAGUCUUUUGGGCGAUAGUCAAAAGCUCACUGUAGGCUUGCUCAAGCGUGACGAGGAUGAAUGGCUCCUUGCGCGCGACUUCGACGAGGACAUGGCGGGAGCGUAUUUGGGCUACGAGGUUGCUCACCAUUACUUGAACCGCAGGGCGAUGGAGGAGCUUAUCGCAAGAGGAAGCCCCGCGGGCAAGUCCUCGAGCAAGUCCACGAGCAAGUCCACGAGCAAGGCCGACAUAGCCAAGGCCGUGGGCAAGGCCGCGGGCAAGGUUGCAGGGCAUGUCAUCCAACAUGUUAUUGUCCCAGCUAUUAAAAAGCAUGGGCCAGAAAUCGCCGCGGCUAUUGCAAAGCAUGGGCCAACAGUCGUCUCAACUGCUGUGAAAGUUGCUCUCCCCCUCAUCCUUCGUGAAGAUCUCCCCAUCCUUGCUCGUGAAGAUCUCCUCUCCAUCCUUGCUCGUGAAGAUCUCGUCCUGGACGAGCUUGACUAG
Messenger RNA from Fibroporia radiculosa, 834 nucleotides. RefSeq lists its product as uncharacterized. Bases 1 to 834 code for a protein of 277 amino acids. The record is from RefSeq and is a predicted model, not a curated record. The transcript has 2 exons. NCBI's taxonomy places the organism in Eukaryota, Fungi, Basidiomycota, Agaricomycetes, Polyporales, Fibroporiaceae.